This is a messenger RNA of Lottia gigantea (owl limpet), 8022 nucleotides long. RefSeq lists its product as hypothetical. Gene Ontology annotation, cellular component: extracellular matrix. The transcript is spliced from 53 exons. The coding region runs from base 1 to 7977 and encodes 2658 amino acids. Gene Ontology annotation, molecular function: calcium ion binding; protein binding. The record is from RefSeq and is a predicted model, not a curated record. Lineage: Eukaryota; Metazoa; Mollusca; Gastropoda; Lottiidae.
AUGCCAAUAAGCCAAUCUGUUGGUGAAUCAAUACUAAGGGUUGUUAUUUUCUGCCAUAUCGCUCAGAUCAAAUACCCAGUUGAGAGCGUGGAAACAUUAUAUUUUUGGAAAAUAUUCGUCUGGACAGAAUCACCUUAUCGAGCAGGUAACUGCUCUGAAGCCUUUGUUAUCUGUGAUGGACUAGCAGAAUGUGUUGAGACCAAGAGUAACUACUCAUUUCAAUGUAUUUGUGGAGAAGGUUCUAUGGGAGACGGAUUUAAAUCUGGAACUGGCUGUUUCUUUGAGAACGAACCAUGUACUAAGAAGGAAGACUGUCACAAAGAUGCUUACUGUGAUCUGGGUGGAGAAAAUAUUUGCAAGUGCAAUGAAUAUUAUGUAGGUAAUGGUAAAGACAUAUGUUUGGAUAUUGAUGAAUGCAAAUCGAGCCCUUGUGCUCCGGAAGGUGGUAAUUGUCAAAAUCAAAUCGGGGGUUUGCCGACAUGUUCUUGUGAUAUAGGUUAUGAGGGAGAUGGUUUAACUUGCACCAGAAUUUGUUUAUUCGACGACGACUGCUUUUCGCUUGCCUCGUGUGUAAAUAAAGAUUGUAAAUGUAAUUCGGGAUAUGAGGGUAAUGGAUUUAUCAGCUGCACAGAUAUAAAUGAAUGCGAGGUCAACCCUGGAAUAUGUACAGCUCCAGCAGUGUGUAAAAACACACAGGGUGGCCACACAUGUGGUUGUCCGAAUGGUUAUUCUGGAAAUGUGGGAAAAUGCACCCUAUUACCCAAGGAUUGUCAGGAAAUCUUUGAGAACGACAUGACUGCUAAGAGUGGGGAUUAUUUUGAAAUUGACACUGAUGGAGCAGAUCCUAUAGAUUCUAUGAUGGUUAAAUGUGAAUUUAGAGAUGAUGUUGGAAUAACAAUAAUGGAGCCCAACACAAUAAAACCUUCUACCGUUGGCAGUACAGAGAUAUCUAUAUCUUACAAACCAGGAACAAUAGAACAAGUUAAGGAUCUUGUUUCAAAGUCCGCUUUUUGCUAUCAGUCACAAUGGCUAGAAUGUUCUAACGGAUUUGACCUAUUUAAAGACGGCCUAUUCUAUUGGACUGAUGGAGCUGGAAAUUCAUAUAAAACAUGGGGCGGGUCUGGAGAAGAUGGCCAGUGCCCAUGUGGUGUAUUAGGAUACUGUGAACAAGGUGUACCAUGUAACUGUGAUGGUACCUCGACUACUACUGGUCAUGAUUUUGGAAAAAUUAUUAAUGGAUCAAUGUUACCAAUAGCUACUUUACAAUUUAAUACAGCCAGUAACGGUGCAGCUAAAUACAAAGUUUCUGAAGUUGUUUGCGCUUCAAAAAUUAUAGAUAUACUAAAAGAUUGCGAUCAGAUAAAGAUGGAUGGUUUUGAAGAAAAUGGUCCACAAUACAUAGAUAUUGAUGGUCCAACUGGUGAUCUUCAACCAACUUUGGUUCAUUGUGAUAUGACACAAUAUGAUCACGUUGGGUUGACGGUAAUGCCACAUGAUAUAAAAGAGCCAAUAAUUCCGGAUUCGGGUGGUCCCAUUGACCUUACCUAUCUCACACCAGAUGACGUGAUCCAAGCAAUAAUACAGGCUUCAGCAUUCUGCUUCCAAAAUAUCAGAUAUGAAUGUCGGAAUGCACCAAUAACUUUUGAAGGAGAACAAAGAGUGUAUGUUAAGGCUGGAGGUGGUAAUGGAACUCAGUUAAAUUAUUUUCCCGGUGGAAAACAGCGGGAAGGAUAUUGUGGAUGUGGAGUAACAUGUUCCUGUGUGAAUACCAAUUAUACCUGUAACUGUGACAUAACGGAUAACGUCACAAGAUAUGAUAUAGCCAAUCAUACAAUCAAGGAAGAUUUACCAAUAAAAUCUUUUUAUGUCAACUUAAGUCUACCUGAUUCGUAUUCAAGAAUUAUUGUCGGUCCCCUGUUAUGCAGCGAGCAGCAGUUCGGAAUAGAGCCAAAUUGCGAGAAAUACAGAAAUAUAGGUGUAGAAGAUCCUUACACUUACUUGAUCGAUCCCGAUGGUCCAAAAGAUCCAGAAAAGCCCACUGAAAUCAAUUACGAACCAUUUGAAGUCGAAUGUCAGUUCAAUGCAAAUCCACCACAAGGUGUCACAAUAGUUCAUCAUGACCAAGAAGGCCCCAGAGAUGUGACUUCAGACGACUUUCAGUUCGAAAUGGUCUAUAAGAAUGUGGAUAAAAAAGGCCAAAUAGCACAUUUGAAAGAUCGGUCAACCUUUUGCGGACAAUCUUUGGACUUUGCUUGCACCAAUACUAAACUUCACAAUGGUCCUGAAGAAGGAGUAACGUGGAAAGAUAUUGAUAGUAAUAGCCACAGCUAUUUAUCUGGCGGUGAAGCGGGAGAUACUGGAUGUAGAUGUAAUGUUGAAAACAAUCUUAAUUGUGCUGAGGGAGAUAAAAUCUGUAACUGUGAUGCUGAUGCAGGCGGAAAUUACAACGAUGACGGCGAGUUGGGAAAUAUCACCCAUUUACCAGUUUCUUCUCUUGACUUUAUGGAUAUAAGAAAUGAUAUUGGUUCCCUGCAAUUUACGCUUGGACCUUUGAAAUGCUUUGAAACCUUCACUACCUGUUACGAUAUGGAAAAAUUUUUGAAAGAACAGAAAAAACUCGGUGAAGCUAAGCUUGAAAAUGGUAAAUAUACAAUUGAUCCUGACCGAUCCGGAGAUAAUCCACCAUUCACCGUAACCUGUGAAUUUCCUUUUACAGUGGUCAGUACUGGUCCAGCCAAUUUAACAGGACCAGACCCUGGUUCAACUGAAUGUUAUACUGUUGAAUACUUUGAUUUUGAUGGUAAUGCUUUAACGGGAUCUCAAGUAGCUUAUCUUGUGUCAGAUUCCGACUACUGUACACAAAAACUUGAAUACGAGUGUAAGAAUGCCCCUUUAACUGGGAACGUAAAUUAUACAACUUGUGACGGCCGGCCACAAACAGGUUGGGCAUUAAGUAGUGGAUACGACAUGUGUUCUUGUGGUUUAACUGGAACAUGUGUUGGAGGUUUAAAUGAGAAAUGUAAUUGUGACACUGUGAAUGGUGAGAAAGAUGAAGGCACGAUAUACAAUUCUACAAGAUUACCAGUUUGUGAAGUGUGUAUAACUGUAGAUCCUCUUGGUGGCAAUAAUCCUCCUUCACCUGGUGGUGUGCGAUCAGCCUCAUAUGAUGUUGGGAUGCUAAAGUGCUCUGGAGCAGGAUUUGUUGGUGAAGCUCAUUGUCAAGAUCUAAGAGUCACUUCUACCACAUCUGGUGUUUCCUACAUCGGGGAUAAGGAGGCAGGUUCAGUCGUGCCAGUUUAUUGUGACAUGAUAUCUGAACCACGGAUAGGAAUUAUGGAAUUUCGUUUGAAUGAAACAACUUACACUAUACCAGCGACUCAAGGCAUUGAUAUAUCUCCGGUGUAUUUUGGAUACGGCAAAGAGGAUAUGGAAAGAUUGAUAAAUGACUCUUACUAUUGUACCCAGGAAAUCUUUAUAGAUUGUAAUUCAGGUGCCCUAGAUCUGAGUGGUAUUAAUGGCUGGUACUCUAGAGCUGGUGAUCCACAAGACAGUUGGGGUGGUAAUAUAGGAAAGACAUUAAAAUGUGAAGGUACUGGAUCCAACUGUAAUUGUAACAAAGCCGGUGCACAAACUGAUGGAGGCAUCCUCGGUGAUAAAGCUUUAUUACCGAUUUCUAGAGUUGUUCUUGAACCACACUCGUCAGAGCGUAUACUUAGGAUUGAACCAGUUAAAUGUUAUGAAUUGCGUCCAGAUUGCUACCAAAUUAUGAUGAGUGGAAACACAAAAACACCAUAUUCUGAAGAUCGUUAUGUCAUAGAUCCAGAUGGUCCUGAUGGUGUAGAUCCAUUUGUGGUUACAUGCUCAUUCAACUCGGAAGAAGACAACGCUAUUACAGAGGUUCCGGUAGACAGUGGUGCUAAUAAUCCAAUCACUGGUAAAGUUGCAGAUUUUGGUUUUCCUGUUCCUAUCACAUAUAAAGAUGCUACACCCGAACAAAUCAAUGUAUUGGCCAACCAAUCUCCGUUUUGCCAUCAGGGCGUGGAGUAUGAAUGUACCAAAACACCUAUCAAUGGAUCUGUAGACUAUCGACUGUAUGAUAAUACCAUAGCCACUGGGUUUGGUACUGGAUAUGAUACAAAUUCUUCUGUAUGUCCAUGCUAUGCUCUUGGGUAUUGUGAUGGUUUCGCUUGUCGAUGCGAUGAAAAACUAUCAUCAAAACAACGAGAUGGUGGAGAAAUUACAGACAAAAAUAAUUUACCAAUAACAGUUGUUAAUGUAGGAGGCCAAGUCGAGGCUGGAGCUUCGGCUAAUGUUAAAGUAGAUUCGGUCAGAUGUGAAAAGAGACCUAUUGAUUUACCUGAGAAUUGUGAAGAGGCAAAGGUAAAAGGCUAUAAAACCGGAGAGGUAAUGAUCUAUCCAUCUUCUUCACUAGAUCCAUUCUUUGUGUAUUGUGAUAUGGAAAUUAAUCCGGGACGUGGUACUGCUGUCGUCCUACCAGAUAUUGAACCGGAUCAACCUGUAGCCUAUGAUGGAGUUGCUGUAAAUGUUACUUAUAAAGGUUUAACGGAUGCCCAAUUGCAGGCCCUUGUUUCUAAUUCUUAUAGAUGUUAUCAACCAGUUAGAUAUAACUGCAGGAAGACAAAUUUUGUUGGAGGUGAUAAAUUUUCAUGGACCAGCGUUGAUGCCAGUGUCAAUAAAUAUUUUGGAGCUGGAUCAACUGGUGAAUGUACCUGUGGGAAAGAGAAUAAAUGUGCUGGUAGUGGAGAUAAAAGUGAAAUGGAGGCUAGAGAUUGUAAUUGUGAUAUGGGUGAUGACGAAGAUAGAAUCGACGCUGGUAUUUUAUCUGUGAAAGAAGAUUUGCCGCUACGAAGUUACACCUUUUUACCAACUGGUCUUGAUGGAUCGUCUGGCAAUAUUACUAUCGGCCCUUUGUAUUGUGGUCAAAAUACCAUUAAUCUUGAUGAAUGUGAACAAGGUUUUCAUGAUUGUCACCCUCUUGCUACGUGCAGUAAUUUACAUGCAGGCUAUUCAAAUCCAAGCUCAAGGCCAGGCUUUAAAUGCAGUUGUACUGCAGGCAAUCGAGGGAUAGCUAAACCGCAACUUUUUGUAAACGGACGACAAUGUUUUGGUGAUUUCCUAUGUACUUGUAAUAAAGGUUACGAAAAAAUGGAGAAGACAGUUUGCCGAAAUAUCGACGAAUGUGUAGAAGUGCAAUAUCCUAAUAACUGUGACCUCAAUGCUAAAUGUUUUGAUACAGAAGGAUCGUUUUACUGUAAAUGUAAACGUGGUUUCCGUGGUGAAGGAACAAAUGGAACGUGUGAAGGUGUUGGUAUCUGUGCUUGUUUUGGUGAUCCACAUUGUAUCUCAUUUGAUAAUAAAUGGUUGGAUUUCAUGGGUGAUUGUCAAUACGUUAUGGCUCAGGAUGGAUGCGAUGGAUCUGAGAGGACGUUCGCAGUUUGGACACACAAUUGGGACAUGAAUAGAGAUAUCCAGGGAAUAACAUGGGUUAAAGAUGUUACAGUUGUAAUUGGAGACACGAAAAUCUUUCUUGGUCCAGACCGUGUGAUACGUAUAAAUGGAAGAGAAUUUUUAGGGUACAGAAAAGAUGGUAUUUCAGUUGAUGACAACGGUAGAGAGGUUGUCAUCACAGCUGAUUUUGGUUUGGAAGUAGCAUGGGACGGAGGUGAUGAAGUAGAGAUAUUUUUAGAUAAAUCUUAUGUUGGUAAAACUUGUGGAAUAUGUGGUGAUUUUGAUAGUGAUGAAGAUAAUGAUUGGAGAAUUGGUGAUUAUUGUACGGCUGCUAAAGGCCAAAUUACACCAAAUGGCAACAUAUUUGGUCAUUCGUGGGUAGUACAAGACUAUUUAACAGAGCAUCCCACUUGUGUGGCUGAUUGUAAUGCUGCACCAACAGAUUACAGUGGUUGUAGUGAUACGUUAUAUAACUAUUAUUGUGAUAGAGUUUUUGAUCCAGAAAUAUCACCAUUUAAGACAUGUCUGGAAGUUAUGGAUGAACCUCUUAGAGACAGAUUGAAGUCUACAUGUCUAUUUGACAUUUGUCAAGUAUCUAAUGAUAUUGAACUGGGAAUGUGUGCCAGUGCUGAACGUCUAGUCAAUGAAUGCAAUAAGAAUUUAGACACAGAAACUGGACUAUGGAGGAAAUUGGGCUUCUGUGAAAUUCAAUGUGGAAAAAAUCAAGAAUAUAGGACUUGUGGUCCUAGAGGAUAUCCAGCCAAAACAAGACAGCCGUUAUGUUAUGAUAUUAGAACACAUAGUCCAAUUCAUCUAUUGGAGUAUUGUGCUGAAGGAUGCUAUUGUUUACCAGGCUAUAUUUUAGAAGGAAAAGACUGUGUUCUACCUUCAGAAUGUGGUUGUAUUGCAGACGGUGUAUACUUAUCUGUUGGUCAAACCUUUAUCAAUGAUGACUGUACAAGUACUAGAAAAUGUUUAUCAGGUGGUAAUACGAGUGAUAUAACUAUAGCUUGUUCUCAGUUCGCUACUUGUGGUCUAGAUACUGUCAAUGCUGUAUUUGGAUGUAAUUGUAAUGAUGGAUAUAAAGGAGAUGGAAUAAACUGUGGAGAGGACAAUUGUUACAAUGUAACCUGUGGUAAAAAUAUGGAAUGUGAAAAUGCUAUUUGUCAGUGUAAGAAAGGUUAUACAGGAGAUUGUAAUAACUGUGAGGACAUAGAUGAAUGUGCCACCCAAACACAUGAUUGUAUUCAUAUUGGUCAGAAUUGUACUAACAAAGAUGGUGGAUAUGAGUGUGCCUGCAUCAAGGGAUAUGUACCUUAUGGACACUAUUGCUUAGAUAUUGACGAAUGUGAAGCUGGGUUUGACAAUUGCGGAGAUCAUUCAGAAUGCGUUAAUACCCAUGGCAGUUUUGAAUGUAGCUGUUGUGCUGGUUACAAAAAAAGUGGUGAUAAUUGUGUCCUUGAUGGUACAUCAGCUACAAAUGGUGCUAAAUGUUGUUCUUGUGCCGGAGAGGGUUGUAGUACAGAUGUUAAAGUUUGUGCAGAAAAUGGUACCACAUAUCCGCAUGAAAAAGCAUUACGUAUAGCUUCAUGUAGAAAUGACUUCUUUGUAGAUAUCAGUUAUUAUGGACAAUGCCAAGCCGAUUGUACUGGUGUCAUUUGUGAAAAACCGUACGAAGUUUGUUCCAUCGACCCGUUAUAUAACAAAGCUAUAUGUGCUUGUCCAAAAUGUGACGGUUCUGGAGGCCCUGUUUGUAGCAGCAGACUGGUAUUAUUUGACAGUAGAUGUGAAUUUGAAAGAAUUAUGUGUGAGAUAAAAGAUAAUACAACUUAUAUUGAGGAGGAUGUAACACUGUGUGAUAAAGUUUUGGGCGAACCUGUCAGUCCAUGGACAGCCUGGAGUGACUGUAGUGUAGAUUGUGGUGCUGGAGAAAUGACAAGAACUAGAGUUCAGCUAAGAGCUAGAACUACUUAUGAAUUACGUGUGUUACCUUUACUAGAGACGGCUAUAUGUUAUGGUAAUUGUACCAAUGGCCCCUGCUUCGGUUUCAAUUGUACAGUGUAUGGAGAGGUCUGUGUCCCAACAGUAGAUAAUACACCAGAGUGUAUUUGUCCAAACUGUACAUUCAGAGAAGAUGAUCCAAUCUGUGGUCUAGUUGGAGACAAACAAUCCACAUUUAAAAAUAGAUGUGAACUACAGAAGAAAGCGUGUGAAGUUAAUCAGAAACCACAUGUACUUAGUGAAUCUCCUUGUGGAGCAUUACCAUUAAACUGUUCGAUGUUUUCUAAAUAUCAAGAUUUGUCAGAUGGAGAAUGUUUCUCAGGACCAGUGCCUAUUGGUACGUGUGAAGGUGGAUGUGGAAUCAAUCCUGAUUAUUGUUGUGAAACUCAGACAAUGGGUGUAGUAGAGUAUGAUUUACUGUGUAACAAUGGUUCCACACUGCAUAGACAGGUACCAUCUAUUACCAGUUGUUCCUGUAAUGAUUUGGGACACACUACACCUGCUUAGUAAAAUAAUUCAUAUUAUGAAUGUAAUAAAAUAUUCGAAGACGCA